This is a messenger RNA of Australozyma saopauloensis, 507 nucleotides long. RefSeq names its product chaperone. Gene Ontology annotation, biological process: protein folding in endoplasmic reticulum. Gene Ontology annotation, cellular component: EMC complex. The coding region runs from base 1 to 507 and encodes 168 amino acids. The transcript has a single exon. NCBI's taxonomy places the organism in Eukaryota, Fungi, Ascomycota, Pichiomycetes, Serinales, Metschnikowiaceae. The record is from RefSeq and is a predicted model, not a curated record.
AUGCUGUUUCGGGAACUAACAAACCCUCAGGUGAUUCUCAAACCUACUUGCGAGGUAUCGUCUCCCAUCGGAUAUGACCCAGAAACAAAGCUCUCCAAGCUGGACGCCAAAAAACCAUCGCAGGCCCAACUAGACAAACUAAAGGUCAAAAAGGCAUGGGAGUUUGCCACCAGCCCGGCCAAAAGCAUCCCCAUGAAUCUCAUCAUGAGCUACAUGACCGGAAACUCGCUCCAGAUGAUUCCCAUGAUGAUGACAUUCAUGCUUUUGUGGUCUCCUCUUGCUGCUAUUUUCAACGACACCAAUAGAGGCUUCGAGCCAUUUGCGACGGAAAGAAACAGACACGAGCUCAUUCUACCAAAGUUGGUGUUCAUUCUUUGCCACGUGGCUAGCAUAUUGAUUGGUGUAUGGAAACUAGAUAAGAUGGGCAUUAUUCCUCACAAGGAGGCCGACUGGAUGGACUGGAAGGUUCCUGCCACGAUUGCCGAGAAACUCUCAGUUUCCUUCUGA